Messenger RNA from Thalassophryne amazonica, 1319 nucleotides. It is a transcript of the gene spint2, whose product is annotated as serine peptidase inhibitor, Kunitz type, 2. The transcript is spliced from 8 exons. The record is from RefSeq and is a predicted model, not a curated record. The coding region runs from base 120 to 878 and encodes 252 amino acids. Lineage: Eukaryota; Metazoa; Chordata; Actinopteri; Batrachoidiformes; Batrachoididae. Gene Ontology annotation, molecular function: serine-type endopeptidase inhibitor activity.
GACAACUUUAAGCCCGCAAACAAGGAAGUAACUUAUUUGUUCCUGUUUGUUGCGUUGAGAGCAGCAGUGUUUUGUUAUUCCAGCAGUUUUUUUUGGGUGGUUUAAAGAAAGAAGAGAAAAUGAAGAACAAAAUUGUGUUAGGACUCUGGUUCUGUGUGCUGUUUGUGAAUUUUCUGGUUUCGUCCGCUGAAUCUUCGAACGACAGUUCUGCGAGCACUUCUGGCCUGGAUCCUACUGCAACUCCUGGAGUAACUUCAGAGCGUUGUGAGGCAGUGCCGGAGACGGGUCCAUGCCGAGCCUAUUUUGUUCGCUGGUACUAUGACAUCCAGACAAACAGGUGUGAAAAUUUUACCUAUGGUGGCUGUAAAGGCAACAUGAACAACUACAAAACUGAGGAAGACUGCAAGUCUACAUGUUCAACAGUUAAAGUGCAGGCUCGGAAAGCGCCAAAGAAUUCCAUGGACUCAACACAGUACAAAGAGUACUGUGAGGUGGCCCCAGAACCUGGUCACUGCCGCGCAGCCUUCUUCAUGUUCUAUCAUGACUCAAAGACUGGGACCUGCAAGGAGUUCAUCUAUGGUGGAUGUGGUGGAAACAACAAUCGCUACAGCACCAUGGUGGAGUGUGAGACUCGCUGCAGCAAUGCAGAUUCCUCUGCACAUGGACAUGAGAAAACCCGAAACCGCUGGACUGUAGCCCUCUUCCUCUUUGUUACCCUCGCUGGCCUCUCCGCCUUGCUGCUGGUGGUCCUCAUCAUCAUCAGCCUGCGACGUCACCGACUCACUCGACAUCCAUCGACCAUGAGUGACAAGGAGGAGUUGCUUCCAGAAGAGAAGUCUCCAUCGACCCGUAAGAGUCCAAAUGGGACACAUGCCUGAAGUGAGGUCCUGGCAAAAUAUGAGGCCUGCCGAAGUUUUCGGACAGGGAAUAAAAGGGAAAUUACACCAUAACUGUUUUGCAUUUUUAAACAUGUUAUUUCUGGGGCUUUUUCCAUGUUUUCAGCUCAGGGUAUGACAUAACUACACAUGUUGCAUUAUAGGAAACCCGAGUUAUCUAUGAAAUCAGUCAAAAUUAACAGUUUGUAACAGUGUGUCGAUAGCAAUACAAAUAAUUAUAGUCAAGGGGUUGAUUAUUGUGUGUCUAAGCUGUUAAAAAGGCUAAAUCUCUCACUUUACUAUAAACACAAGAAGUGUGUAUCUUUAGUUAUAUAAAUGGUUGCUGACUAAAUUAAUGUUAAACUUAAUUAUUAAACUUAUUAUUUGUUGUUAUAUCAAUGUAUGAUUAUUUGGUUCUGUUUUAUAAAACUUUUUUUAAUCAUU